Monoraphidium neglectum is the source of this 519-nucleotide messenger RNA. RefSeq lists its product as hypothetical. Lineage: Eukaryota; Viridiplantae; Chlorophyta; Chlorophyceae; Sphaeropleales; Selenastraceae. The transcript is spliced from 7 exons. The record is from RefSeq and is a predicted model, not a curated record. Bases 1 to 519 code for a protein of 172 amino acids.
AUGGAGGCAAAUGCAUUAAACGCAGGCCAGCAGCAGCAACAGCAGCAGCAAGAGGCUCCGGCUGCAGCAUGGUCCCAGCGCACCAUCUCGCUGCCGCAGCACCGCCGCGGCUGCCACAUCAUCACCAACAAGAUCUACGAGGCGGUACCUGAGAUUGCGGAGUACGAGGUGGGCCUGGCCAACAUCUUCAUCCUGCACACCAGUGCGUCACUCACCAUAAACGAGAACGCGUCACCAGACGUCCUGCUCGACCUCAACGACUCCCUGGACCGGCUGGCGCCAGAGGGCAAGAUGUACCGCCAUGAUGAUGAGGGGCCUGAUGACAUGCCCGCACACGUCAAGUCGUCGCUGAUGGGGGCAAGCCUAACGGUGCCCAUCUCCAAGGGGCGCCUAGCAUUGGGCACCUGGCAGGGCGUGUACCUUAACGAACACCGGGAUCGCGGUGGGUCACGCAGCAUCGUCAUCACCCUGCAGGGGCAGAAACGCGCCGACGGCCGCGCCUAUGGGCGCUACCGCUGA